Drosophila willistoni is the source of this 5417-nucleotide messenger RNA. RefSeq names its product neurogenic locus protein delta (gene Delta). Gene Ontology annotation, molecular function: calcium ion binding. The transcript is spliced from 6 exons. The record is from RefSeq and is a predicted model, not a curated record. NCBI's taxonomy places the organism in Eukaryota, Metazoa, Arthropoda, Insecta, Diptera, Drosophilidae. Gene Ontology annotation, cellular component: plasma membrane; protein-containing complex. Gene Ontology annotation, biological process: cell communication; multicellular organism development; heterophilic cell-cell adhesion. The coding region runs from base 1001 to 3592 and encodes 863 amino acids.
AGUUUAAAUUUGAAUUUCGAAGUGAGCGGACGUGCUGUCGGAUGAAUUUAUUUUGGUUUAUUUUCGUAAAACUGCGCGGCUCCGCCACAUCUUGAAUUUUCAAAUAUUUCAAAUAUACGAAACGAAAAAAAAAACAAAUUGUAACGGGUUCUCAAGGAGUAAGGACGUGCGCGCGGCUACUCUCUCUCCGUAUUAAAAAUAAUUAAAUAAAAUAAAUUGCAUUAAAAAUAUUAAACAUAAAAGCGCGCGUCAUUUAAUUUAAUGCAAUUGGAAUGAACAACAAAUUCAAAUGUGCAACAUGAGAAUAAAGUGAACAAAAAGCAAAAGUGAAGAAAAAUAAAAUCAAGAAAGAAGGAAAAUAAAUUGUUGUAUUUUCCAAAUAUUCGAAAAUAUUUCGUAAAAAUCGAAAAUCAACACCAACGAAUAUUGCAUGAGUUCUAAAAGUGUUUAAGAAAUAUAAAUAAUAAAAAAAUAAAGAAAAAAGUUGCCGUCUUUGGCGGCAUUUCUUUUUUUUUGGAAUAAGCCAUAAACACCGUUAGGUUUUUUUGGUGCUGUGCGUGAGAAUAAGCAAGGCAAAUAAGCCCAAAGAGGAAUACGCAAAAGUGUGUAUUUUUGUGUGUUUUUUCCCAUUUUUUGCAUAAAAAAACAAUGUGGCGCGUGCACGUGUAAAAAAGCAUCAACAACAACAACAAAUGGCACCACCAGCAACAACAACAACAACUAAUUGCAAAACCAUGUGCCGCAGUUAGAACGAAGAGGACGCCACGAGGAAGAAAGGAGAGAAACAACAAAAUACAAAUACCAAAAACAAAAAAGAAAAGGAAAAUAUACACUCAAAGCUUCUUUUUUUUUACUUGAUACGUUGGUUUUUUGGUAAUAAAUUUCACGAGGAUUAUUACACUAAACAACAACAACAGCAACUACACACACACAAUAUAAAACUAAUUUAUUACCCAAAAAACACCAACCAACAGAAACAACAACAACAAAAACAAUAAACAUGCAUUGGAUUAAAUGUUUAUUAACCGCAUUCAUUUGCUUCACAGUUAUUGUGCAGGUUCACAGUACCGGCAAUUUUGAAUUGCGUUUGAAAUACUUUAGCAAUGAGAACGGACGUGAUAACGAAGGACAUUGCUGUAGCGGUGAAACGGAUGCGGCGACAUCCAAAUGUGUUGGCACAUGCAAAACGCGGUUUCGCGUCUGUUUGAAGCAUUAUCAAGCGAAAAUCGAUACAACAUCGCAGUGUACCUACGGUGAUGUCGUAACGCCGGUUCUCGGUGAAAAUUCGGUUAAUCUAACCGAUGCGCAGAGCUAUCAAAAUAAAGGAUUCUCGAAUCCCAUACAGUUCGGAUUCACAUUCUCCUGGCCGGGCACCUUCACAUUGAUCGUCGAGGCCUGGCAUGAUACGAAUAGCAGUGGAAAUGCACCCUCAAACAAUGUACUUAUCCAACGGAUGGCGGUGCAACAAGUAUUGGAAGUAUCAUCCGAAUGGAAGACCAACAAAUCCGAAUCACAAUAUACAUGGCUUGAAUAUGAUUUUCGUGUUACCUGCGAUCCUCAUUAUUAUGGCGAGGGUUGUGUGAAAUUUUGUCGCCCAUACGAUGCGGAUCCAUUUGGCCAUUACACAUGCUCGGAAACGGGUGAAAGGAUCUGUUUGACCGGAUGGCACGGAGAUUAUUGCGAAAAACCCAAAUGCAAAGGCUGCGAACAUGGUCACUGCGAGAAGCCCAAUCAAUGCGUUUGUCAAUCGGGCUGGAAGGGACCCUUGUGCAAUGAGUGUGAACCAUUUCCUGGCUGUGUUCAUGGAACAUGCAACAAACAGUGGACCUGCAUCUGUCAUGAGGGUUGGGGCGGUUUCUUUUGCAAUCAGGAUCUGAACUACUGCACCAAUCAUCGUCCCUGCAAGAAUGGUGGCACCUGCCUCAACCAGGGCAAACAUCUCUACACCUGUAAAUGCGCCCCGGGAUUCACUGGCCUCGAUUGCCAAACGGAGAUCAAUUCCUGUGAUGCCGAAGUUCCACCCUGUCAGAAUGGUGGCGUUUGCAUUAAUGAGCAGACUAAACGUGGCUAUAAAUGCGUUUGCCCCAACGGCUGGAAGGGACGGAUGUGCGAGGAGAAGCUGUUGACAUGCGCGGAUAAACCAUGCCAUCAGGGCACCUGCCGUAAUGUUACCCACAGUCCAAUUGGUGGUGCACAGAACAGUCAGCAACAGCAGCAGGGUUUUCAAUGCGAGUGCCCUAGUGGCUAUAGCGGAGCGACUUGUGAACUGCAUUUGGAUAACUGUAUACCGAAUCCUUGCCAGAAUGGCGGCACCUGUCAGACAAAUGGCCAAUGCUCAUGCCCCACCGGUUACACGGGAGCCAAAUGUGAGAUUAAUAUCGAUGAUUGCCAGGGGCACAAGUGCCAGAAUGGGGGCACCUGCAUCGAUUUGGUCAAUCAAUAUCGUUGCCAAUGUGUGGCUGGCUUCCAUGGUCCGCGCUGCAGCAACAAAGUCGAUCUCUGCCUGACCAAGCCCUGCGCCAAUGGCGGCAGCUGUACCAAUCUCAACAAUGACUACCAAUGCACCUGCCGACCCGGAUUCACGGGCAAGGAUUGCUCCAUCGACAUCGACGAGUGCGGCAGUCUGCCGUGCCACAAUGGCGGCACCUGCAUGAAUCGUGUGAACAGCUUUGAAUGCGUCUGCGCCAAUGGCUAUCGGGGCAAGCAGUGCGACGAAGAGUCCUUUGAUUCAAUCAACUUCGAUGCCCAUCAGUAUGGAGCCACCACCCAAGCACGUACCGAUGGCCUAACCAAUGCCCAGGUGGUGCUCAUUGCCAUCUUUUCGGUGGCCAUGCCUCUUGUGGCCGUGAUAGCCGCCUGUGUCGUAUUCUGCAUGAAAAGGAAGCGCAAGCGUGCCCAGGAGAAGGACGAUGCCGAGGCCAGGAAGCAGAAUGAACAGAAUGCAGUCGCCACCAUGCACCACAAUGGCAGUUCGGUGGGUGUGGUGGGUCUAUCCGCUGGCACACUGGGAGUCAAGCGCGGCAGCAGCGGCGGCCUGACCUUCGACAACACGAACAACCCCAAUAUCAUCAAGAAUACCUGGGACAAGUCGGUGAACAACAUUUGUGCCUCAGCAGCGGCUGCAGCAGCGGCAGCGGACGAGUGCCUCAUGUAUGGUGGCGCCCUGUCCAAUGCCUAUGCCUCAGCAGCAGCGGACAACAACGCCAACUCGGAAUUCUGUGGCGUGGGACAGAUCAAUAAUCCCGGCCUGCAGCGAGCCAAAUCUCAGAAGCAACUAAACACAGAUCCCACGCUAAUGCGUGGAGCAGCAGCCGCAGUAGCGGCGAGCUCAACCAAAGAGUAUAGCACGGGCUCGGGAGUGGGGACGACGGGCGCAGUGGGAGCCACUGGCGGCAUAGCACCAGGCGCUUCCGAGGGCAAACGGAUCUCAGUACUCGGCGAGGGAUCCUAUUGCAGUCAACGUUGGCCCUCAUUGGCCGCCGCCGGAGUGGCCGGUGCCUGUUCAUCGCAAAUGAUGGCUGCCGCCUCGGCCACCGGCAGCGGAGCGGGGACCACGCAACGCUCUGUGGUCUGUGGUACGCCGCAUAUGUAAAAAGACAACAAAAACCACUAAACACAAACAGAUCUAAAGACUGGGUUGCAGAGACACAAGAAGAAGAAUAAGAAGGGGAGACGCGCCAAAAGUGAGCCAAUUUAUAUGUGGCCUAUAAUUGAUUGAUUCGACUCGAUUGAUUGAAGCAGUUUUAGUCGUCAUAAAAUUUUUGUGUAACAGGCAAAAACAAAAAAACACUUUUAUAUCUCAACACUUUCUCACAAGCAAAAACUCACUCACUCACAUAUACACACACUCUGACACGACUAUUCGCUUUGAUUUUUAUGAAUUUUUUAUUUGUAUUUAAUUAGUUAAUUCGAUAAGGACAUAACUGACUUAAGCCUAAAGUUUAUAAUUCAUAAAUUUUUUGAUCUAAAUGAGAGAAUUACUAUAUAUAACACGUAUUCUUUCUCUUAAUCGAAAUAUAUAUGUAUAUUUCUUCUUGACCAAAAUGCUAGCCAGCGGCUCGACUCUAAACUAAGACUAAAAAGCACAGACAAAGCCCUAGCAGCCCCCAAACCAACCCCACCCUCCCUCCUACAAAAAAAAAUUGGACCAAAUCGAAUGAAUGAAUUGAUAAUGAUAUCUUUCUCUCUUGAUCCUGACGUUUUGCAUGUUACUGAAAAAUCUGCUUCAAUUUAUUGAAAUUGUAAAUAAUACACAAAAAAAAAAACAAAAUAAAAACCCACACAGACACAAAAGCUUACAUUUAAAUGUAAUUUAAUUAAUAAAUGAUAAGUUAGCAAUUAAAUUAAGCAAGAAUUCCUCAUUGACGCUGCUUAGGUAUAUAGGAAGGAGAGACUCAACUUUUCAUCUAAGCAUUCUGUAUAUAUAUAUAUAUAUAAACAUAAAACACACACACAUUGAUAUACGACGACACACUUACACGCAAGCAGAUAAAUAAUUGAUAACGGAUAUAUAUACUUAAAAAAUUGACUAUCUCAACUAUAUUAGUUUAUAUAUAAAGAUAUAUAUACAUAAAAGGCAUUAAACAUAAUUUUUAGCAUAAUUAUUAACUUAAACAAAAAAACAAAUGGAAGACAAACGAAAACUUUUAGUGAUUCUAUUAUAAGUUACAGUCCUCUCCCCCUCCAAACACACACACACACACACAUAAACUUUGCUAAAUCAUUCUUUAAAUUCUUAUUUCCAAAAAACAAAAUUUUAAUUUUUUUUUUUGUUUUUUUGAUUUUAAACAUAUUUUUUUAUUUCAUUUUGUUUAUUUGGUCUUGAUUAUUAUUUUUUGUGCAUUUAGCCACUUGAAAGAAGCAAAAGUCAAUGAUAAUGUUGUAUAUCUAAGUAUAUAUAUAUAUAUAUAUGUGUAGUGUAAAGCGAAAUCAACUGAAUUUAUAAAUUUUAAGAUGAAAAAAAAAACACAAUUGGAAAAGAAACAUUUCGAAUGAUCAACAAAAUAGUGCUCUCCUCUCUCAUUUAAACAUACAACUUUUGUUUCAUUUAAAAAACAAAAACCCAAAAAAUAAUAUACAAUUUAAUUUUGAUCUCAAUACACAAAAUCGCCCAUCCAUCCGCCUUCUCCUCAGCUACUAAGCUCCCUCCCUCUGAACUCUUCUCUAUUCUAAACUGUUUGCCCAAAUUUUCAACUCGUAUAUCAAAAUUAAAUGCAACAAAAAAAAAACUAAGAUUAAAAUUGCAAAUGGUUCCUCGUUAGUGUAAAAGCAAGACUAGUUGUAAAUGUGCUAAUUUGAUAAUACAUGCAUAUAUAUAUAUCCACAUAAAAUACUGAAAGACAAAAAGGAAAACGGAGGAAUCGAACAUAUAUUAUAUAUAUUUUCUAUACUCUAAACCACUUUGAUCCGAUCCUUUG